Cyprinodon variegatus (sheepshead minnow) is the source of this 1402-nucleotide messenger RNA. RefSeq names its product mesencephalic astrocyte-derived neurotrophic factor (gene manf). Gene Ontology annotation, cellular component: endoplasmic reticulum. Lineage: Eukaryota; Metazoa; Chordata; Actinopteri; Cyprinodontiformes; Cyprinodontidae. The record is from RefSeq and is a predicted model, not a curated record. Gene Ontology annotation, biological process: neuron projection development; dopaminergic neuron differentiation. The transcript has 4 exons. The coding region runs from base 118 to 654 and encodes 178 amino acids.
CCACUCCUGGUUUUACCGGCGUCUGUCAGCUCCGAAGCGGCGGAGUCUCAUGAGUUCACACCGUCGGUCCUCAGCGGUUAUUUCACGGAGGUUUUUCUGACCUAACUGGUGCUGAAAAUGUUGUGUUUGGGCGGCUUGUCGGUGGCUCUGGCCCUCGCUCUGGUGCCGGGACCCGUCCAAGGCCUGAAAGAAGGAGAAUGUGAAGUGUGCGUCACCUUCCUGGGAAAGUUCUACGAGUCGGUGAAGGAAUCCAACUCGAACAGCGCAGAUAUUGAGAAGGCGCUGCUGAAGAGCUGCAAAGAUACCAAAGGAAAAGAGAACAGAUUUUGUUACUACAUCGGAGCAACGAGUGAUGCAGCCACCAAGAUGAUAAACGAGGUGUCCAAACCCCUCAGCUACCACGUCCCAGUGGAGAAGAUCUGUGAGAAGCUCAAGAAGAAGGACAGUCAGAUCUGUGAGCUGCGAUACGACAAACAGCUGGACCUGACCACAGUGGACCUGAAGAAGCUCAAAGUCAAGGACCUGAAGAAGAUCCUGGAAGAGUGGGACGAGUCCUGCAAAGGCUGCGCCGAAAAGUCCGACUUCAUCCGCAAAAUAACCGAGCUCAUGCCGAAGUACGCACCUGCAGCCGCCAAGGCACGGACAGAUCUGUAAGGACACGGCGGCGGACUCUGCACAGACUGGAAAAAUCCUGUGAGGAGGAAGAACGGGAGUUUUGUCAUGUCUUAUUCUGGUGUGCACUCAUGUGCUAAACUGCACAGCAGGCUGAGGGUUUCUACUGUACUGUAAAAUAAAGCUGGCAGCAGGUGCAGCAUCCCUGCUCCUUCGUUCAAAUCAUUUCACAAUAAACAUCUAAAGCUGCGUCCCAAAAUGUCCCCAACCAGCAGAACGCCAGGCUGCUGUGGAGUAAUCAGUCAGCAAAACCAAAAUAAUAAACUUUUAGAGUUUAGGAUGGAGUCCAUUCAGCUAAGAAAUGGCCUUAAACAAAUGAUCCCGACAGAAGUGAGAUUUCUCCUGUUACCCAGCUGCUCAGCGGCUCCCUCUCUCGACGAUUUACAGCAUUGCAGCCCAAUUUGAAACCCCUUGGCUGCUCUGCUCCACACCUGAUUUAAAGAAAACUUUGUCUCUGCUUUUAUCAGGACGAGUUAGACUGUUUAACUCUGAUGUUUCUGUUCCUGUUUACGUAACGAGUCACAAUCCAGUCACUAUCUGUUUUCUUCCGUUUCAUCAGAGUUGCUCUCUUUUAAGAACGGUUCCUGGAUUAAAACCAGUAUCACUGCCAACGUCACUAAAUCCCAGAAUCUUUCUUUUGUUUUUAAAGGUCAAAACUAAAAUAAACGGACAGGAAGCAAUGAAAACAUAAAGUGAUGCUUGUAGUCCUAAUCCCAAACCGGCCCCUGAG